Messenger RNA from Epinephelus fuscoguttatus (brown-marbled grouper), 6577 nucleotides. Its product is annotated as galanin receptor type 1-like. Gene Ontology annotation, biological process: G protein-coupled receptor signaling pathway; positive regulation of cytosolic calcium ion concentration; negative regulation of adenylate cyclase activity. Bases 330 to 1385 code for a protein of 351 amino acids. Gene Ontology annotation, cellular component: membrane. The record is from RefSeq and is a predicted model, not a curated record. The transcript is spliced from 3 exons. Gene Ontology annotation, molecular function: galanin receptor activity. Lineage: Eukaryota; Metazoa; Chordata; Actinopteri; Perciformes; Serranidae.
UGAGCGGCGCCGGAGCACAGACGCAUCAGGUGCGCACAAGGACGGACUCCAAGGCGCGCAGCGGAGACUGAUGCAUGCCGUACAGAGCAAUAGAUAGCUUUGUUUUACGCGUAUUAUUGAUGUGAUGUGUAAGAAUAAAACGAGGGAUUUGCCGAAACCGUAAGAUAAAGAGAACAGUGCCUACAGGAGCGCUCAUGGAGACGCACCAGACCACAAACCCGUGCGCUUAAAACUGUCAUGAAGCAGCAGCAGCAGCAGCAGCACGCAGACCUCCCAUAAGGUCAUUUUUAUAACGUUUCAAGCUCAUCUAAAGGGGGAAAAAUUUAAUCAUGAACUUAUCAGAGUCUGUUUGGCUCUGGGAAGAGCCGUGGAACCUCAGCAGAGCGGAGGAGGAAGAUGACCAGAAACUUUUAUUCGGGAUCGGCACGGAUAAUUUCAUCACGCUGCUGGUUUUCGGGCUCAUCUUUACGCUCGGCGUGCUGGGCAACUCCAUGGUGAUCACCGUGCUGGCCCGGAGUAAACCGGGGAAACCACGGAGCACCACCAACAUAUUCAUCCUCAACCUGAGCAUAGCAGACCUGUCCUACCUGCUCUUCUGCAUCCCUUUCCAGUCCACCAUCUACAUGAUGCCGACGUGGGUUCUGGGCGCCUUCAUUUGCAAAUUCAUCCACUAUUUCUUCACUGUGUCCAUGCUGGUGAGCAUCUUCACUCUGUCUGCCAUGUCCGUGGACCGGUACAUUGCCAUCGUGCACUCCAGAAAGUCCUCUUCUAUCCGGGUGGCGAAGCAUGCCUUGAUCGGGGUGGUGGUGAUUUGGAUACUCUCUCUGGCCAUGGCUGCGCCCGUCAUGUAUUACCAGAAUAUUUUUCACAGAGGGGAGAAUCACACCUUCUGCUGGGAAGUGUGGCCAGAUCAAAACCAGAAGAAAAUCUAUGUCGUUUGCACGUUUGUUUUUGGUUAUGUGUUGCCCCUGCUGCUGAUUUCCUUCUGCUAUGCAAAGGUUUUAAAUCACUUGCACAAAAAGCUAAGAAAUAUGUCCAAAAAGUCAGAGGCAUCAAAGAAAAAGACAGCUCAGACGGUCCUGGUGGUGGUAGUGGUGUUCUGCCUCUCUUGGCUCCCUCAUCACGUUGUACACCUGUGGGUGGAAUUUGGGACCUUCCCGCUGAACCAGGCCUCCUUCGUGUUACGGGUGGCUGCUCACUGCCUGGCGUACAGCAACUCAUCUGUCAACCCGGUCAUCUACGCCUUCCUGUCAGAGAACUUCAGAAAAGCUUACAAGCAGGUGUUCAAAUGCCAGAUCGGCACCAGUGACUCCCCGCUCAACGACAUCAAGGACAUCCGCAGCAAAGCGGACACUCCACCCUCGACUAACUGCACCAACGUCUGAUUGUGGUGUGGAUGGUGACAUGAAAAUGAAUUACGGCUACUGUCACACUGAAACUCAAUGUAAAGUCAAAGUGACAGAGCCAUCAGACAUGAGUGGGUACGUGGAUUUUUUUGAUGUAGGUAAGUAUGGUUGCUUGGAUAUUGCUACAGCUGCACUGUUCCACAUAAGCGCUGUUCAUUAAGGACCAGAGAAGAUAAAGCCACUGUGUCUGCAGGGCAUCAUUACUCCCUCUUUGAUCAGUCUCUGUCUCCCUCUUUCAUCAUAAAAACCUGUGGAGUCUGAAACUCAGGAAGAUGAUCCUCUCUAAAGUGAAACUCAUUUUGACUGUAGACAGUAUGUCACAUCAGAGUAUAUUUACAAGACAACGCAUUUUACGUAACAGACCUCAGAAGUAUUCAAAUUGGUAGACCUUUUUCAAGAUCAUUAUUGCAUUGUAUUUAGUCACAGCAUUAUCACCUGCUGAAGUAAAACUGUUGUUUGAAUGUGUCGUUGGUGGUUGGUGGGAUAUGCGUUCAGUUUGGUUAACCUGAUGUAGGGGCUGGAGGCAGCAAAUCUCUAUGAAAAGAGAAGAAAUGCAGCUCCUGGUAACUCCAAAAUAGUCGUAAAUGUGCAUGUAAUGAAUUCAGGCGAUUAACACGUGGUGAAGACCAUACAGCUGAAUACUGCUAUCCAUUUCAGAGUUGGAGGGUGUGUGAGCGGGACCCUGGAAACCGGUUUCACAAAGAUGGACUCUAGAUUAGAUUUCUAAAUUAAUCCAUUGCACAAAGCUGUCUGACUAUUUGAAAGAUGACUAAAUUGCCAAAAACUCUGGGUAAAUUAAAACUUUUUUCAAACUAAAAAAUAUGACUGACUGAGCCACCACAUCCAUCUGCUCUGCUCCCCUCACUUCAGCAGAACAUUUUUGCCCUAACGGAGAAAUUCAGCAGAGGCAAGGACAUUUUACUGGGUAAUUAAGCCAGCUUGUAAUACAGAAAAUUCGCGUGGCCUUAAAUCUCAUCGCACUGCACAAUAGUGUAGCAAGGGAACUGCUCAAUACUUUUGCUGACUCAUCCUUCAGACCCAGGAGGGUUUCCUUGGGCAAACAUAAAUGACUGAUGGUGUUUUCACUAAGUACGUUUCCGAUAGAUUACUGUGGUCUCAAAAAACUCUGCCCCCUUGUCAUUGCUCACUCCACAGCAUUGUUAGCAGAAUACAGAUCAUAAGCCAUGUAUUUGUUUUUUUUGACAGUGGUUGUCAUUGGUCAGGUGUCACUGAUUGCUACCGUGGAAACCUGUGGCCAGUUGCACAAAACACCUUAAGAUUUUCCUUACAGUCCUUGUUAAAGUUUCCUCAAAAUAAGUCUUCUUCUUAAUGUUUGCUUAAAAUGUUCACUUCAGUAUUCAGUUCACUUUAGUAUUUUAUCCUUGUCUUUGUCUUAUACUUCUUUAUCUUUAUCUUUAGACCAUUGCACAAAGGCGUUAGGGACCUCUGUAUGUCUUAAGUGCAAUAUGACCAAACUUCUGGUGAUAGAUGAAAAAAAACUAACACACCCUGAGAGGGGUGUUCUGAGACCAGGAGAGCCCAAUGGAUACACUUUUGAUUUUACACUUCAGCUGUAGUUUAUUCCAACAAUUGUUUUCUGUUUUCUGGUAUUUGGGGAUGAAAUUUACUUUGUAGGUUUUGCCUUCUGUGAUUGUAUUGCUCCAGAACUAUAAUCUUUUCCUCCUCUGACCAAUAUGGUCUUCUUGUCUUCUUUCCUUCUGCCAUUUUUCGAGAUCAUAACAGGCAUCACAAGCAUGAGUCCAAGCAAACAAACAAUCUCCAUGGAAACUUUUACCACUGUAAGAUUUCUUUGAACACAGUAAAUGAGUUAAUGUUUUUCCUUAAUUAAGGGAUUCUGUGCAACUGUAUAAGUCCCUCAGCUAAGGAGAAAUUAAGCAUUAAGUGUUAUACUUAAAGAGAAAACUUAAGGUGUUUUAUGCAACCGGUCCCUGGCUCUUAAGGUAUAUCCACAUUAUCGUGGAAAAACUGCAUUUGCACGCGCCUUCUCAAGUAGCCUAUUGUGUAUGUGGUGUGUUGUAACAAAUUGGCUGACCUUUUGUGGGCAUAGCCAAUCGCUGUCAACCAUUGUUUGAACUGAAAGGUGUAUGAAAAACAAAUCAACUGUGUUUCUGAAUUUGCAUAACUGUACGUGUCAUAGCAAAUUAGCUUCAUAUUGAGACCAGACAAAAAUAUAUUCUCUAAAUGUAGGUAUCUAAGGCUAGCAACGUUAGCAAUUUAGCUAACGUUGCGCCAUUAAGUACAACAUCCAUAGUUCUGGAGUAGUAAAUAGCCAUUGCACUGCUGUUGACCCUUGUUUUUCCACCGUAAUGUGAAUACACCAUUAGUUCUGUUGGCCUCAGUCAUUCACAAGUUUUAAAUAAGUCAGUAUUUAUUUAUGUCAAACUUCUAAUUUACAAUAGACUAAUCUAAGAACAAAAUUACAGCUUGAUUAACAGUACAAGUAAUGUCUUUGUGAAACCAGCUGGUGCAGAAUACAGCCAUGGUACCUCCAAAUUAUAGUCUGGCCCUUGUUGAACGGCUACAACUUGCUUCUAUUUCUUCACGUUAAUGACAGGAGAUGCCAUGUGUGUGCACUGUGGAGUGUUUUUUGAGUUGUCGGAGCUGGGCUUAAUAUUGAAAAGAAUGUAAAGACUAACUGCUGACGAAAGGUGGCCACUGUAGAUAACAAAAAACUACCAUUGUCAUGGAACUGUGUGAUUAAAGCCUGUAUUUUGUAAAUAUUCAGACACUGGAGCUGAUAUUCACAUUUGCCUGUAAAAGUCUCACUCUACUGUAUUUGGCUGUUAUGCUGUGUUAACAGUCCUCAGAUUGUGUUGUGCUGUAUAACUGAGCCCGGCUGUUGGACAUAUAGAGCUUGACGCUUGUUUUACACGUUUUCUGGUAGCCAUCUUUCGAACCAUUACAACAAUCAAAUGAAGACUUCUGAUGUUGUAUGCUAUACGUAUGUGAUGUGCCAUGCCUCCACGCAGCAGCUUUAUACCUCAAUAUAACAAGAUCAUGAAACUUAAACAAUACGAGACCUUUAACUUGGACCUACAGUAUCACACCAUUUUGUAUGUACAUCUCUGGAAGUUGUGGACUUUAAAGAACAUGUCAUAUCCAUUAUUGACUUUUAUCUGAAAAAGGAUCCUGAGCUCAGUUCAGUGUGGAUUCUCAGCCUGCAACAGUGAGUCUUGGAGGGGAGCGAGUCUGCUACAGCUGAUGAUGACUGAUUACCACCAACUUCAUCCAGACAGAAGGAACCAAUCAGUGUAAUCAGCCGACUCUCAUCUUCUCUGUCAGCGAGGAUCUCGGAUGUGACAUUCAAGGAAUAUUACAAGAGAGCGGAGGAUAUGCAGCUAAUGACUUUGCUCACUGCAGCACUGACUGUACAGAUGGUGAUACUCAUUUAUGCCUGCACAGGACUGAGGAUGUUUUUUUGAAUUGGGACGUGUGCAUGGAAAUGUUACCCAGGUGCUGCGAGAUGAUGAUGAUUGAUGACAUUAUGGUGGACACAUGAGACACAUGUGAAUUGAUGGAAUUUCUGUGGCAGAUGAUACAGAUGUGGAACACAAAUAGAGUGUUGUUUCCUUCAAAAUACCCAUAUAAAGAGCACAUGAACAAAAUAAGAUUUUGUCAGCAGGAGAUGCAUUGUUUAAAUUUGUAACACUACAUUACUGCCUCCAAAUUAUACAGUGCAAUUAUUUAGUAUAUAAGGAGCAUCAGUAUAAUUCUUACUGCAUACCUGCACUGAGGCACAUACAGUAUAGGACACAACUCUGUGUUUGAAAGAGAGUUAGAAAUAAAUUACACUGCAAAUAUUUAUUUUAUUAGAAUUGAUUUAAUAAUUACAGAGCACAAUAAUUUAUUACUGAGUAACAAGGCAGGAAAAAUGGGGAGGGUGAUCGAUAUUCCAACACAAUGAGUCUCGGCACCAUUUAUUUUAAAACUAUAAUAUAUUAACAAAACAUGCUUACAAGGAGUGAGUUACAAUGAGGGGGGAAUUAUGAUAUAAAAACUCCAUUCAUUAUUAUGGUGUUGGUGUGCCUCUGUAGCUGUAGCUAUGAAAUAGAUAUGUCUGUGUUUUUAAAAUGAUAAUAAAAUACAGAGAAACGUUUAUAUAGUUUUUGGCCACAGUGUGAGAACUACCUGACAAUCAAAAAUUGAUGUUAGAGGAGAACCAAGAUCAGCUUUUAUGUCCCAUCAUAUCACACAAUAGAAAACUGAGGAUAUAAUACAUGUACUUUGACCCUAAAACAAACUGUGCUCAAGUUAAUUGAGAAUUCAUAAAUAAAACAAAUGGCAUGUCAAGAUUUUAUCACAAAAACAGAACAGGGAAAAACAUGCAUGGGGAAUUCCUGCUGAGGUCAUGGCCAUUACAUUACAGUAGCAGUAUGCUGGGCUGCAUCAAAUAAAAGCACUGAAAAUGUGAGAGAAAGGUCCUUUUAAGUCUGAGAUAUGCAGGUUGUAAAAUAAAGCAAUUUCUAUAACCCAUUUUUCAAGUCAAUUCCAAAAUAAUUAGUGGAUAUAAGCGCUGUUAAAUGAAGCAUUAAUUAUUCCAGCAUAAUUACACAGUGUCGUCUGUCACCCCAGUCAAUGGUGUUAAAUAGGAAACAAAAUACAGCUGAAACAGAUGUCGAAGUGUACAGUAGAAUUUACUAUUUGGUAUGCUGUAUGAAAAAAAAAUGAACACUGUAAUUUGUGGGCUGUAUUCUAAAGUGUUACCUUUAAUUUUGCAUUUUCCAGUUUUAGUGCAAACAAAGUGAAAAUGUUUCUCAUUAAAUGAAAGAGUUUGUUAUGCUCUUUCUUCGUGGAUGUUUCAUAAAGAGAUUCACAUUUGUUUUUUAAGUUUUAUUUAUUUAUUCAUUCAAAUUAGAUGAUACUGGUUGUGCAGCUUUUGAGUGCUUUGUGUGUUUUACUGAGGGAUCCUGGUGUGUCUUUUCAACCUUGUUUCUUGUAUUAAUGCAGCCGUGCCGUUUACUUCAAACAAUUUAUCAGAGUAGGAAAAAAAAUGAUAUUUUCUUGUCUGUUUAACUUUCUGUGCUUGAAAAUGCAACAUGUGAGAAACAGCUAAGGCUUUCUGAAGUACUCAAUAUCUGGAUGGUAUUUUGAAUUAUGUCCAGGCUUUUGAUUGUGUCUUUAUGCAGUGCUACUUAUAUUAUACAAUUAUA